AAGUUGUUUUUUUACUAAUAAUACGUCUACUACACAUCUCCUAUCAACCGGUUGUUAUUGUCAUAAAUUAUCAGCAAACUUUUUUCUUCGUUUAUUGCUCUUCCCUGUUUUUUGUUUCAAUAUUUGUUUUAAAAAGCACCCCGUGUAUCUAAAAAAAGUAACACCAGAAAAGCAUGCCCAUCCAAAGAAACUACAGAAGAACCACAAGAAAUUUUGACAAUUUCAUGACGGAAAAAGAGCGAAGCUAUGUCUCUUCCAUUUUCCAGAAGAAUAUUCUCCGCACAAACAAAAUUUACAAUUAUAGCAUUUUCUACGACGAGAAACCGGAGCAUGAGGAGACUCAUUCGGAUAAAGUCAAGGAGUAUCACAUUGCAGUGAACAAUGAGAACAACAAAGAGCUCAUUAACGAACUGAAGGGUCUUAGGCUUGACAGAAUGGGACAACCUGGCACCAAGACAAGCGCGGAAAAGAGCGAUGCGAAGACAGGAGACGGUAAAUCAGCCGAGAGCCUGUUUAAGCCCACUAGGCAUGGUAAAGUGCACAAAAUCAGCUUCAUAAAAUCGAUCAAAUUGCCUCGGCUGAUGAUAGAUGUUGAUAUCCCCGUUUACGAUGAUCUAGCAAUCAAGCUGAAGAUUGAGGAGAUGAUCGACGCUUUUAUGUGCCAGAAGUACCGAAUCAAAGAAAGUAACUUGGACGAUCAGUUGGAGCGAAACUCCGAGAGAAUGUGUGAUUUCUUUAAAGUAGCAAAAUUUCAAAAACUUGUCAAAGAGAUCUUCGAGGGCGAAAGUGAGAACAGCAAAAGGAUACUGCUGCUUGGAAUGUUGAGAAACUCGCAGUUCAUAAAGGCAAACGAGAGUGUGUCUGCAUUGCUGGAUUAUUUGGUGGCUUACAUUCCAAAAUUGAGCGUGGAGGAAAUCACGAACACUACCUUUUUUGACAAUUUCAUGUUUGGACUGAGCGGAGUUCUCCUGGCCACUCUUCUUCUUAUAAAUCAGGAAAUUCUAGCUCCACACUUCUAUCAGCACCUCCAAACCCGAAUGGAGUAUCUGAUCAGCAAUGAGCUGAAGUAUGUUUGGCGAUUCCUUGCGUUACUUGUCAUUAACCUUGAUGAUAACGCGAAGAAGUGGAUUGUAGUAAGGUUAAAAGAUAAAAUUGUUGAAGUGGCUGUAUCCAAUCAUAUGGAUGAUAUUAGCGACAUGAGCCUAUUCCUGGAUGCACUUGGACUGAGCUCCGAUGAUCUCUCUUGAUGUAACCAAUAAAUUCUGUUCAAGC
This is a messenger RNA of Vavraia culicis subsp. floridensis, 1272 nucleotides long. RefSeq lists its product as uncharacterized. The record is from RefSeq and is a predicted model, not a curated record. Bases 174 to 1247 code for a protein of 357 amino acids. Lineage: Eukaryota; Fungi; Microsporidia; Pleistophoridae. The transcript has a single exon.